UGGUUUAGGCAGCUGUGUCUCUUUCGCAGGUGGUGGGGACACUACUGGUCCUGACAGACAGAGAGAGAGAGAGAGAGAGAGAGAGAACCUGCAGAUUAGAAAUUAUCUUCACCGUCUCCAAGCCUCUCCGCCAAAAUGAGCAUGCAACUGCUUGAUAACAUCAGUAGGAAGCCUGGCCUGCAGAUAUGGUCCAUCGAGAAAAUGCAAAUGGUUCCGCUUCCUGAAAAGGCUUAUGGGAGCUUCUUUGAAGGCGAUUGCUACAUCAUUUUAUUUAUCAAGAAAUCGAACAGUGGCAUGUCCAGUGAUCUCCACUACUGGAUAGGAAAGGACAGCACUCAGGAUGAACAAGGAGCUGCUGCAGUCUACGCAACCCAGCUGGACGAUGCUUUAGGGGGGAGCCCAAUACAACAUAGAGAGGUGCAGGGGAAUGAAUCAGCCACCUUUAAAAGUUACUUCAAGAAUGGAGUAAUCUACAAGAAAGGAGGAGUCGCCUCAGGAUUUAAACAUGUGGAGACAAACAUGUACAACAUACGUCGUUUACUUCAUGUAAAGGGGAAAAAACAUGUCUCAGCCACUGAGGUGGAUUUGUCCUGGAAUAGUUUUAACAAAGGAGAUGUUUUCCUAUUGGACCUUGGUAAAGUGAUCAUCCAAUGGAAUGGGCCAGAAAGCAACCGGUCAGAGAGAAUAAGGGCCUGCUCCUUGGCUCAGAGCAUAAGAGAUGAUGAGAGGGGCGGACGAGCACAGAUUGGGAUUAUAGACAAUGAACAAGAUUCCCCUGAGUUGAUGCAGGUGAUGACAGCCGUGCUGGGGGCAAGGACCGGGGAGCUAAAGGAUGCGAUUCCAGAUGAGAAGGCAGAUGAGCAGCAAAAAUCCAACGUCAGACUUUACCAUGUUUUUGAAAAAGAUGGAGACUUGGUCGUACAAGAAACCGCAACAAAACCUCUAACCCAGGAUCUCCUCCAGCACCAGGAUUGCCACAUUCUAGAUCAAGGAGGAGUAAAGAUCUUCGUCUGGAGAGGGAAAGAUUCUAGCCCGGCGGAGAAGAAAGCGGCUUUCAGUAGAGCAGUGGGUUUCAUACAGGCCAAGGGAUACCCAGCUACCACAAACAUUGAGGUAAUGAAUGAUGGGGCUGAGUCAACCAUGUUUAAACAGCUUUUCCAGAACUGGAGAGAUUUCGGAGAGACACAAGGACUUGGGAAGUCAUACAAUGUGGGGAAGAUUGCAAAAGUGGAUCAAGUAAAAUUUGACAUUAACCAGCUAUAUGCCAGACCAGACUUAGCGGCAGAACAGAGGAUGGUGGAUGAUGCCUCUGGGAAAGUGGAGAUUUGGAGAAUUGAAAACCCUGAUCUAAAAGAGGUUGAUCCAAAAACCUAUGGAAGAUUCUAUGGAGGCGAUUGCUAUUUGGUGCUGUAUACAUACAUAAAGUCAGGGAAACCGAAUUACCUGCUUUACAUGUGGUUGGGUCGCCACGCCACUGUAGAUGAGAUCACGGCGUGUGCCUUUCAUGCAGUAGAACUGGACCGCAAGUAUCAGGACCAACCAGUCCAAAUACGGGUGACUAUGGGAAAGGAGCCAAAACAUUUCCAGGCUAUCUUUAAAGGAAAACUUAUUAUAUAUGAGGGAGGAACAAGUAGAUCUGGGAGCACUGAGCCAGCACCUCCAAUCAGACUCUUCCAGGUCCGAGGAACCGAUGAAUACAACACAAAGGCCACCGAGGUCCCAGCCAGAGCCGCUUCCCUCAAUUCCAAUGACGUCUUUGUGCUGAAGACCAAUGCUAUGUGCUACUUGUGGUGCGGAAAGGGCUGCAGUGGAGAUGAACGGGAAAUGGCUAAGACAGUGGCAAAUAUCAUCUCCAAACAAGACAAGCAGACCAUUCUUGAAGGUCAAGAACCUGCAGAAUUCUGGGUGGCUCUAGGCGGAAAGGCCCCUUACUCCAGCGAUAAGAGAUUCCAAGAACCUGUUGCGCAGUAUAAGCCCCGCCUCUAUGAGUGUUCCAAUCAGACGGGCCGGUUCAUCAUGACGGAAGUGGUAGACUUCGACCAGAGUGACCUUGAUGAGGAUGAUGUUAUGUUACUUGACACCUGGGAAGAGCUUUUCCUUUGGAUCGGUAAGUCAGCCAAUGACUAUGAGAAAACGGAAUCCAUUACCUCUGCCAAGGAAUAUCUGAGAUCUCAUCCAGCUGGGCGCGACUUGGCAACGCCAAUAAUUACAGUGAAGCAAGGACAUGAGCCCCCGACAUUCACUGGCUGGUUCAAUGCCUGGGACUCUCAUAAAUGGAGUUCGGACUUGUCCUAUGAAGACAUGAAGAAGAACUUGGGUGAUGUCUCCACCAUCUCACAGAUGAGUGUGGACUUGCACAACACCAAUAUAAAUGCAAACAGCACAAACAAGUUGAGUGCCCCAACAAAGACAGAUCGCAACGACCUCAACCCUUCAGUAUAUCAACCUCACAGCAAUGGGAACCUGUCAUACAGCAAUGGUAAUAAUGGAACAACAAAUGGCAGUCAGCCGCAGAGCCAGAGCAAGCCAAUAGUAGAGCCAUUACCACAGGGCAACGAAAAGCUCAUUUUCGAUAAGAGCCUUCUUCUUAACAAAAAUGCAGAAGACUUACCUGAUGGAGUAGACCCCUCUAGGAAAGAGAUGUACUUGUCUGAUGAAGAUUUUGCCAAAAUAUUGGGGAUGCCCAAAGCUCAAUUCUACCAGUUGCCCAAAUGGAAGCAGCAAAAUAUGAAAAAGCAAUAUUACCUGUUUUGAAUAUACACUUUUCCUAUUAUUUCUUUUAUUUGUUAUUCAUGGAAAACCAAUACUGUACUUUUUUUUUCAUUUCGGAGGAACUAUCAAACGCAAUCUCCCUGUCUGAGUGUCUCGUGGAUACAUAAAUAUAUAUACGACCCUGCAGAUUUGUGUGUCCAUGUAUUCUCUCCUCAGAUUCCAUGCUCACUGUGCACACCCAAGUUGUUACCCCAUAAUAGUGACUACUAAUCUCAUUUAUGUUGAAUAUUGAAUAUUUGUUUCACAAACCCUUGUUCCUGUGUGACGUAUAAGCCUGCCUAUGUGUUUUAUUGCUUCUACCCCUGUCAUACCUCUGUAUGUCAGUGCCUGUCUGUAUAUACAGUAUGUAUGGAUGUAUGUAUGUAUGUAUGUAUGUAUGCAUGUGUGUAUGCAUGACAGCAUAUAUGUGUGUGCCCCUAUAUAUGUGUGUCCUUGCACCUCAGUAUGUGUGUAUCUCAGUGUGCACCUGUUUAUAGGCGUGCCUAUGUAUGUGUAGGCUUGGGCUUAUGCGUGUCUGUGCCUAUGUGCAUGCAUGUCUCUGUGUGUGUGUGUACAUACUGUAACAUCAUUUAUGUAUAAGGCAUCUCACACUCCACAGCUCCGGAGAGUCAGUAUAACAAAUCAAACCCAGAACAAGAACUGUACAUAUGAGGCUGCAACAUGAGACCAAGGGCUGAGGGGCCCUGAAAGUAAGAGCUUACACUCUAGAGCUGUGUGUGCCAGGGUUUGUGUGUUUCUGCGACUGUGUGUGCCUAUGUAUGUACGUACAUAUAGAUACAGGAAGCUAUCAGAACUGGAGAUAGAUGUUAUAUGAGGCACUUGUAUUAUAGGAUUAAUAUUCCUUUCAUAGAGAUUCCGAAAAAAUGGAAUAUUGGGAGAAGUGAGAAAUCCUGAUCUGCAAUAACAUAUUAUCCAUCACUCAGCCCAACACUUUACAUAUUAACUAAUAGAAGGUGUAUCUCUAUCUACAAUCACAUCUUCUAUCAGAUCUUCCAGUGCUAGGACCAAUAUAUCCUUAUGCCUCCUCUGUGUACGGUAGAAUGUCGGUGGUAAUAAUGCAUCUGCAAGGUCAGGUCAUUGUAGUUAUGUCGCCAUACUGUGCCCAUGUUAUUCCUCAUGAUAGAGCUGUUAUUACUGUUAGAGGAUAUUAGGAAUGUUACUUUGUAGAAUUGCUUCCAUACCAUGUAUAGUUGUUUUACAUCUAACUUUGCAGAGGACACUAAGGGUAACAAUAUUAUAUGAAGAAUGUGCCAUGAUGUAAUUUUUAAAUGACCUUUUAUAUUUACGCUUUUGGUUCAUCCUGAAGUGCGGUCUAAUAAAUCCAUUGAAAAAUC
Pseudophryne corroboree (corroboree frog) is the source of this 4106-nucleotide messenger RNA. RefSeq names its product villin like (gene VILL). Gene Ontology annotation, biological process: cytoskeleton organization; barbed-end actin filament capping; actin filament severing. Bases 136 to 2754 code for a protein of 872 amino acids. The record is from RefSeq and is a predicted model, not a curated record. NCBI's taxonomy places the organism in Eukaryota, Metazoa, Chordata, Amphibia, Anura, Myobatrachidae. Gene Ontology annotation, molecular function: actin filament binding; phosphatidylinositol-4,5-bisphosphate binding. Gene Ontology annotation, cellular component: cytoplasm; actin cytoskeleton. The transcript is spliced from 20 exons.